GUCUAUAUGCCGUUCACUAUCCGCCCGAUCGACUUCCUCUAUGUGCUAGGAAGCGACAUAGAAUCAUAUCAACCGAUAAGCACUUCUUUACCUCCUCUCUUAUCUUCCGACCACCCACUUGUUGAUUGCCUUCGACACACUCUCGCUCUUUCUGCAACUUUUGACCAGUCCCUUGCCACACCCGUGUCUGACCCUUAUGUUUUGGCUAUUCUGCACGACACUUGGUGCCCAGGACUGGACCUUCUUCUCGCCUGGAUCCAGGUCCCAUCACCGAACUCUGGCUCAACUGAUGCGAUCCUGUCUGCAAACUCAAGGCCAACUGAUGGCCCUGCCUCAGGCGUUGAUAUUGACCAUGUGGAUGCAGCACAUCGACUUGCUUCCAUGCUUCACGAUCUCUGGGAUCAGCUUUUCGAGCCGUACAUCUCCGAACAAUCUAUGCUCCAAAACAAACGCGUUUCUACCAGGCUCUAUUCCUCCCAACCUCAGCCCCAAACCCAGAAUCCUUCCCUUGUCUCCUUUCCAUCAAGUAACUUAUCGGAUAUUCAGUAUCAGUCAUCCCUAAAUGAAGCUGCUUUUUCUGCAUCUACAACAUCGGCAGUCUACCGCCAAGCCCUCGAUCAACCGGCUAGUUGGCUCAUUCGACUUCGGACCACCGCCUGGUUGCCAGUCAUUCGCUCCUUGAGCUGUGGUAUUCCUAAGCCUAUCCUUAUGCCACCUUAUGGACCCACACUUAGUAUGAUUGAGCCUCAGCAUUCAAGUGAGCCUGUCUUGUGCACAACUAAUAUGGAUACCGCGACGCGAACGGCUUCCACUGACGAGCCAUGUCAUCCACAAUUUGGUCAUGUAUAUGCCCCUUCCGCAUUCGUCUCCAUCCUGUUUUGUCCAACAAUGUCACACAUAGGCUCCACCGAGUUAACAAAUCAAGGUGACUCUUUAAAAAGCCGAACAAUGGUUGCCCCCAAGCGUCAGGCGCUUCUUUCAACAUCUUUUGGUACUCCAAACUCAGAAGGCCUGCAAGAUGUGGAGCCAAUUUUACCGGUUUUAACCAAUCUUGCUGAGCUGAUGGAGUGCGCUUGUUCAUUUUGGUCUGUAGGCCCUUAUAUCUUGAGGUCUCCGCCAUAUCGCAGUUUCAUGGACGCCCUCGUAUCUCUUUCUAUUUAUACAUCUUGA
This is a messenger RNA of Protopolystoma xenopodis, 1170 nucleotides long. The record is from the annotation of a GenBank genome assembly. NCBI's taxonomy places the organism in Eukaryota, Metazoa, Platyhelminthes, Monogenea, Polystomatidea, Polystomatidae.